AUGAUAACCGCACCAGACGAAUCAGACGCAAACGCAGUAGUAGCGACAGGCCACCGUCUAAGAUCAUCCGACAUCAAUGCUUACGAAAACGACACUUCAUUUUCUUCUUCAUCCUCUUAUUCAAACGCCGUAGCCGCUUCUGCCGCCGCAGUCUCUAGCUACGGUGGCUCAGCCGCGUUUUCGGCGGUUGCCACGUGUCAACAAGGUGUUGGUGGGUUUGAUGAUGCUGAUAUGGAUGGUGUUAAUGUUAUUAGGUUUGGAGCAAACCCUACUCGUGACGUGUCGCUCACGCUUGGUCUACGCCAUGCUGACAAUAUGCCUGAUAAGGACCCUUCUUUUUGCGUUAGAGAGUUUGGGGGAUUUUAG
Molecule: messenger RNA, 366 nt
Organism: Arabis nemorensis
Lineage: Eukaryota; Viridiplantae; Streptophyta; Magnoliopsida; Brassicales; Brassicaceae
Source: the annotation of a GenBank genome assembly